CCGCUUAGGCGGGGGUGGGGGAGCUCCGCGGCCGGUCGCCUUUCUCCGCCGCCGCUGGUUGGAUCGUUUCAAUAAAAGUCUUUUUUGCUCGCUCUCGUCCGGGGAACAGGCGGAGGCGUCCAUCCAUAGGCGCCGAGCGGGAGAGCGACGCGCACUCAGCGAGCGAGAGCGGCGACCGCGGUCUCCUCAGCUCGCCGCCGUCCAGCGCCCGCACCACCGCGGUGGGGAAGGAGCCCGGCGGGGCCGGCGCGGAUUAGUGGGCCGCCCGCGCGGCUCUGCGGCCCAGGAGCCAUGUUGACCGGGGGGCUCAGCCACGCGUGAGAGCGAGGCCUCGGCGGGUCCUCCCGGAGCUCCGCACCCCCCGGCCGGAGCCGGAAGACGGGCGGCGGAGGCCUGCGCCGCCGAGGCGCCUCGGGGCUGCCGGCCGCCGGGACCCGGACCUGCAUCCGGUUGCCGCGGGCGUCGGCGGAGCCGCUUUCCCUUCGCGCCUGGCCUCGCCCCGGGACGCGGGGUCCCCUGCACUUGCUGACUUUUCCAAGCCACAUUUAAUUGAUAGGAUGAAAAAGUUUAAGAGAAGGCUAUCCCUCACACUUCGAGGAAGCCAGACAAUUGAUGAGUCAUUAUCUGAACUGGCUGAACAAAUGACUAUUGAAGAAAACAGCAGCAAGGAUAAUGAGCCUAUUGUGAAGAAUGGCAGACCUCCAACGUCUCACAGUAUGCAUUCCUUCCUCCACCAGUACACAGGGUCUUUCAAGAAGCCCCCAUUGCGGAGACCUCACAGUGUAAUUGGCGGAAGCCUUGGUUCCUUCAUGGCAAUGCCCAGAAAUGGAAGUAGAUUAGAUAUUGUACAUGAAAAUCUAAAAAUGGGAUCAGAUGGUGAAAGUGACCAAGCUUCUGGGACAUCAUCUGAUGAAGUCCAGUCACCUACAGGAGUUUGUCUCAGAAAUCGUAUCCAUAGACGGAUCUCAAUGGAGGAUUUAAAUAAGCGGUUAUCCCUACCUGCAGAUAUUAGAAUACCUGAUGGAUAUCUUGAAAAGUUGCAGAUCAACAGCCCACCAUUUGAUCAACCUAUGAGCCGAAGGUCACGUAGAGCUUCCUUAUCAGAAAUUGGAUUUGGGAAAAUGGAAACCUACAUCAAAUUGGAAAAGCUUGGAGAGGGUACAUAUGCAACAGUAUACAAAGGAAGAAGUAAAUUAACAGAAAAUUUGGUGGCAUUAAAAGAGAUACGUUUGGAACACGAAGAAGGUGCACCAUGUACAGCCAUAAGAGAAGUCUCACUAUUGAAGGAUUUAAAACAUGCAAAUAUAGUAACCCUACAUGACAUUGUUCACACAGAUAAAUCUUUGACUCUGGUCUUUGAGUAUCUGGAUAAAGACCUGAAACAGUACAUGGAUGACUGUGGAAACAUCAUGAGUAUGCACAAUGUAAAGCUGUUUCUAUACCAAAUUCUACGUGGUUUGGCAUAUUGCCAUAGAAGAAAGGUGUUACAUCGAGACUUGAAACCACAGAACCUCCUCAUUAAUGAAAAAGGAGAAUUAAAGCUAGCAGAUUUUGGACUGGCCAGAGCCAAAUCAGUUCCUACAAAGACCUACUCAAAUGAAGUUGUCACAUUGUGGUACCGGCCACCUGAUGUGCUUCUUGGUUCUUCAGAGUACUCAACUCAGAUUGACAUGUGGGGCGUUGGUUGCAUUUUCUUUGAAAUGGCUUCUGGAAGACCUCUGUUUCCAGGAUCAACGGUAGAAGAUGAACUGCACUUAAUUUUCCGACUACUAGGAACUCCAUCUCAGGAAACUUGGCCAGGUGUUUCAUCAAAUGAUGAAUUCAAGAACUACAACUUUCCAAAAUACAAACCGCAGCCUCUAAUUAACCAUGCACCCAGGUUAGACUCUGAAGGAAUUGAAUUAAUAACAAAAUUUCUUCAGUAUGAAUCUAAAAAAAGAGUUUCAGCAGAAGAGGCCAUGAAACAUGUAUACUUUCGAAGUCUGGGACCAAGAAUACAUGCUUUACCAGAAAGUGUGUCAAUAUUCAGUUUGAAAGAGAUUCAGUUGCAAAAGGACCCGGGUUUUCGAAAUUCUUCUUAUCCAGAGACAGGACAUGGGAAGAACAGAAGACAGAGCAUGCUAUUUUAAGUCUGAUAACAUGGUUUCAAGCCCAGCCCCCAGCCUUUCUUAUCAAUCAAGGACUCAGAUCUGAAGGCAGUUAUUUCUUGUGGUGGACUUGGAAUCUCCGUUUGUCUGCACUGUCCUCUUCACAGUGGAGUCUUUUUAUUUCAGACCUACAGAUUGUUUUUAUAUUUGUUGUCACAGUGUGACAAUUUUUUUGUACAGUCAGUUUUAAGGUCUUCUCUGCCAGUAGAGCCAGUAGGUUACAGCUAUUGAUGUAACUGUAGCUGCAGUUUUUGUGCAGGACUGAGAAACACGGUGCAUUAUUUAUUGCGGAAUCAUUGCUGCUAAAUAACUACUGUCUGUUUAUUUAACACAACAGUUGAAUGCCCGAAGAAGUUGCAGUGGCUUUAUUUUAUGUGAAUGCAUCUGUUUCUCCUCAUGAAUUGUUUUUACUGCUGCAUUUCUUGUUUGUUUUUAAAAUUAAACUGCAGUGUUUCCUAGAAUGUAUAUUUAGCUUUGCUUAAAAGUAAAAUAAGUGAGCCAUCUUGAACACUCUAAGUUUGUGCUAUAUUAUUUCUUAUCAAACAUUGACAAAUAGAGUAGCUACGAGAUUGAUAAGCACAUUAUGUUUAUAAAAUCAUGUGAUGCAGAAGUUGAUUCAAGCAAGUAAAUACCUGACAUUUCGGGUUCUCACAUUAGUCACCAAUAAAUUAAAGCACCAAAAUUAUUUAUUUUUACCUAUUCCUUAUUUUAGAGAUGUCUGCUGCAUAUUAUUGGAUAUUUGUAUACUAAUACAAUUAAUUAACUUUUUUACAUUGUGCUUUAAUAGCUAAGACUUAACCAUAUAAGCCCACUCAGACGUGAAAAGUGUUGCUGUUUAUUUGUUUUAAGCACAUUUCUUUUAUUAGAAAGGAAGCUACUUCAUUGGGGAACAAUUUAUUUCAUUUAGAUGCUGUGUGAUUCAAUAACAUUCACUUGGAAUCAGCUGAAAGCUGUAAUAUGUCUUUGAAAUGAGCCAUGGUAAAUCACAACUGAGAGAAAUAAGAACUUAGAGGAUUGCUUUAAAACAUUGUAGGUAUUAUCUGUUUAUCAGAGAUACUAAAUAUUAUAGUUUUAAUUAUGCAUCUUCUUGAACAUCAUAAACACUUUGGUGUUGGUAACAGUGUUUUAAGCAUUUGUGUUCAUUUUUAAGGAUUAUUGUUUAGUGCAUCUUACCAACUAUAAAUCUUAAUUGGUAUGUUUUGAAAUAGUCAUGUAAUUUUUUACCAUAUAUCAUGAAAUAGUCAUAACAUAAUUUUUUUCCUGACAUUCACUGUAAAACAUUCAGGGGUCCUACCAUUUCUGUUCAGGAAAUCUUGUAGUUUAUUGUUGUUAUUUAACAGUAUUAAGUAAGUUUUUGUAUAUUUCAUUUUAACUUUAUUUGUGAAUAGUGAUUGUGGCAUGUUUUGGGAUGUUAUUUUAAUAUUUCAUGAUAUUAAAAUUUUAAUUUUUAAAAAAUUCUGGAGGAAUCAGAUUCAUGUGUAAUGGUGAAUAUUGGACCACUACUGCUUUUCACAUUUGUAAAUUGGUUUUAUGUUAAACCCUGUAGCCUAACAAACUGCUGUUAUUUCUAACUGACAGAUAUGUAUUAAUAUUGUACUUUGAAGGUUACAACUAUUAUGUGGAAAUUCUUUCAUUUUGUUUUGAAUUUAUAAUAACAAAUCUCCAUGUUGUAUAAAA
Molecule: messenger RNA, 3824 nt
Organism: Perognathus longimembris pacificus (Pacific pocket mouse)
Lineage: Eukaryota; Metazoa; Chordata; Mammalia; Rodentia; Heteromyidae
Gene: Cdk17
Product: cyclin dependent kinase 17
Exons: 17
Coding region: 558-2129 (523 amino acids)
Biological process (GO): protein phosphorylation
Cellular component (GO): cytoplasm; nucleus
Molecular function (GO): ATP binding; protein kinase activity
Source: RefSeq, a predicted model, not a curated record